AUGGCGGCGGAGGGAACGAAGAAGGGCGUGCCGGCGCUGGGGUGGUGGCUAAUGCUAGUCGGCUCCCUCCGGCUCGCCUCCGUCUGGUUCGGCUUCUUCGACAUCUGGGCGCUCCGCGUCGCCGUCUUCUCCCAGACGGAAAUGACUGAUGUUCAUGGCCGUACUUUUGGUGUCUGGACUCUUCUGACCUGCACGUUGUGCUUACUCUGUGCACUGAACCUGGAAAACAGGCCUCUGUAUCUGGCCACCUUCCUAUCAUUCAUCUACGCUCUUGGUCAUUUCCUCACGGAAUACUUGAUAUACCACACCAUGGCUGCAGCAAAUCUGAGCACAGUUGGCUUCUUUGCAGCCCGGAAGAGUGAAGGUUCCUCAGUCCCUGUUACUGAAUACUGA
This is a messenger RNA of Miscanthus lutarioriparius, 393 nucleotides long. NCBI's taxonomy places the organism in Eukaryota, Viridiplantae, Streptophyta, Magnoliopsida, Poales, Poaceae. The record is from the annotation of a GenBank genome assembly.